Messenger RNA from Plectropomus leopardus (leopard coralgrouper), 3073 nucleotides. It is a transcript of the gene tex264b, whose product is annotated as testis expressed 264, ER-phagy receptor b. Gene Ontology annotation, biological process: protein-DNA covalent cross-linking repair; reticulophagy. The record is from RefSeq and is a predicted model, not a curated record. Lineage: Eukaryota; Metazoa; Chordata; Actinopteri; Perciformes; Serranidae. Gene Ontology annotation, cellular component: nucleus; endoplasmic reticulum membrane; autophagosome membrane.
GGCAAUUUGUUAUUUUUACUGCUUGAUUUAAAGUUCAUUCAAGGACAAUUACCAACUGAAAACGACCAAACAUUUCCUGAAAAUAUUAACCCGACACCAGAAAUUGUAAUAGCUGCAUUAGGGGUUCAGAAAAAGUUCGAUAACGCUACCUGCCCGCCGUUUAACAAGCUAACAUGCCAGACUGGCUCAGUGUGUUUGCGGUCAUCAGCCUGUUUUUAAGUCUUGUAACAGUAGCUGGUUAUAUUUUGUACUCGGGACUCUUCGCAGACAUCACCGUAAUGACUGGUUCUCCUCCCAUAAGGAAGAUUACAUUCGCCUACAAGUUCAAAGAAGGACCGUACAAAAACUGCGGACAAGUUUUUAAGGAGUCUCACAGUAUUGGACCAAAGCUGCCAUGUAUCGGAAUAUUUUACGACGACCCCCAAAAGGUGCCCGAGCCACAAUGCCGCUGCGCUGUCGGCAGUAUUCUGAGCGAGGGAGAAAACAAGGCAGACGAGGAGCUUUUAAAUAGCUAUGAGACAUCUGGCUUUAAUGUCUUUUCCUUUCCCGAAGUCACACACGUGGUCACUACCUCGUUCCCUCACACGACGUAUUUCUCAAUCCUCCUGGGAAUAAGAAGAGUUUACCCACGGCUGGGUCACUACAUCAAGGAAAGGAAGCUGUGUGCACACCCGUUCCUAGAGAUCUACAGAGAGGGUCAGAUCCAGUUCAUGGCCCCUUUGGCUCGGCAGGGAGAUUUCUACGUGCCUGAAGCCCGACAGGCCGAAAGGAAGAUGUCAGGACAAGAGGAACUGCACAGUGACUCAGAAGUUUCAGGUGCAGACUCAAACAGCGAAUACAGCUCGGGGAGUGGGGUUCUCCUGUCGGACAGCAGAGAGACGUCCCUGGCGGCGUCCUCAGCCCGCUCUGUGCCUCUCCAGGAUCAAGGGGAGAGGGACUACAGAGGGAGAAACUCCAGGGGGAACUCGUUUAAAGAGCUGGACUGGGAGCAGACUGGUGGACAGCAGGCAGUAAAGGAAGAGUGGCAUCAUGGAGACCCCCACCAGAAGAGCCUGGAGGCUCCCAGUCAGGAGUGGUGGGGAGCUGUUGGAGGAGAGGAGUAAAAGUUCAGUAAGGGAUAUUAGAUGAGGAUGAGAGAGUGAAGGAUUGAAACUUGAGAGGUUUGGAAGUACAAAUUAUGAAAGCGUGUCCAAAUAGGUAAAUAUCAAAGGAAUAGACAUGUGAUAUUCCACAUUUUUACUAUUGUGAACAAAUCCAGCCCAGUCACCACAAGAAAUGUUGGCAUUGUAUUUUGUUGGCAGUGGGCUUAGCGAAGGGUCAAUCGUGCCACCAAAACAGGGUGUUUUUUAGUGAGACAUGGGCGGCAUUUCCAGCUGUGAUUUUGUUAUCAAAACUGGAUACUUUAAUCCAAAACAUGAUCUUUUCCUGACUAUAACUAAGCGGUUUCUUUGCCUAAACAUAAUCACAUAUUAACCACAAACAUUUCUGUUUCAACAUAUCUGCUACAGAAAAACAUACAAAUUAGCUGUCAAAUGAUUAAAUUCUUUAAAUCAUGAUUAAUCGCAGAAUUUCAAUGUUUAACCAUGAUGAAUCACGUUUUUCAAUCAAAUGUUUCAAUUACAGUAUUUUGUAUUUCAAAACAGUUAUGAAGUCCACAUUGACAAGGUAAAGCAAUUCUUACCAGAUUGUUUUGAAUUGGAAUCAAAUGACAGACUCAUGGUAACCCACACAACCCAUUUUCACUCAGAAGGACCCCUGUGAAAUGGCCAUGCUGUCUUUUUUAACGCUAAAAUUUAGUGUGAUUUUGGAGCGUUAUUCGGCACCCUUCCCUAAAAGCUACUGUGACACCAGUAUGAUACCACUGGAUUCCUCGGGAUUUAUAGUUUUAUAUGAUAUCAGUACCAUCACUCUAGCUUUAAAACUCAUUCUGGACUCGUAUUAGGAUUAACGCAUUAAUGCUGACAGUCCUGAUACAAAUGUGUUAGCUUUGCUGAAACAUACAUUGCUAACAUUUAUUCUGGCGACUGGGUUGACAAAUCCAACGAAAAGACCAAAAGUGACAAUGUACCAGUCUUUCCUACCCUGAAAGCCAAUUCUCUCCUAUAGGAGAAUUUUUACAAACAGGUUAUGAAUCCUUAAAUAAUUUGGCACUGUAGUUUUUAAACAAAUGUUUCUCGAACAGGAGCAAAUAGUGCAUUUGUUUGAGAACUACUUUUAGCUGCGUAUUAACCCACAUUUUGUGCCCUAGUGAUUAAAAACAGUAGCAGGAAGGUGUAAGUAAACUGUUUAUUUAGAGCUGAUCCUGCAUACACCAGUGAACAUACUGUAAACUACAAUACCCAUAUUCAUUGUAAUGAAGGAAUUAUAUGUUUGUAAUAGUUAUUGGACAACAAGGGAGAUCUAUGGUACAAAGAAAUAUCAAACUUUGGCUACAAAGGCAAUGCAUUCUUUAGAAGGAUCAAUAUGUUGCUAAUUUUGGCCUUUUUAGUGGAUUUGUUGACAAUAAGAAGAACAAAGACAGUAACCUGACUUAUUUUCUACUUUUUCUAUCACAACUUUAUAUUUUUUGUAAAUAUUAAAAUCUGCUAGAUGUUGCUGACAGAAAUCAAACCACUUGAAAUUUGCAGAACGUAUUCAGGUAGCCUGAGUUGCUUGAAACAUUUUUACAUGUGUUGUGAUAUUUUUCAAAAUGAUACAACAUAAUUGCACUGAGUAUUUGUUAGAAAAAAAGAAGCUUGAAAUUUUAUUUUGCUAGAAUGAAUCUUGCAUUUCCAACAAGAUUUUUGUUUUUCAAAGGAUAGUUUCACAAACAUGCGAAACAUACAACGAUACUUAUUCACUUGUUUACAAAGUUCCGUAAUUCCCUUAGUUAUUAACUGAAAUAAGGCAUUGAAAUUAUUACAAGCACAUAGACCUUACAAAUUGAUCUGUACUGUUUUUUAAGAUUUUCUUGUGUUUGAAUAUUUCUGCACCUUGUUGUAAGUGUUAUGUGUAUUUUCACCUGGCUGUGUGUUUGCGUGGCUGUGCUGGUGAUGCAUGUGUUUUGAUAUUAAAUUUAAUUUAUUUCCAAAGA